UUUCUGUCACUUCAGACAGAAGAGGAGUUACUCUCUUGUCAGUCUGCAUCGAUGACUGUGCACUUGUGUGCAGGUUACUGAGGCUCUACUGUAGCUUCCGGGACCGGCCUGCGGAGAGCCCGGACACGGGCGGCCGAGCGGCGGAGAUGCUGCGCUCCCUUGUGCUGGGUGCCGCCUGCGCUGCCGCCGCCGCGCUGCUGCUACCCUCCGGCGUGUGGCAGCUGCUGAGCCGCGGCCUGGCGCAGUGGUCGGAGCCGGAGACGGCUUCCCCGCACGGCCGCCUCUUCAGCAAGGCCGAGCUGAGCCACUACUGCGGCGGGAAGGGCAGCCCAGGGCUAUAUCUGGCCGUGCUGGGCCAGGUGUUCGACGUGAGGAAAGGCACCAAACACUACGGGCCGAGCGGCUCCUAUCGCUUCUUCGCAGGUCGAGAUGCCAGUAGAGCUUUUGUGAGCGGUGAUUUCACUGACAGUGGUCUAGUGGAUGACGUAUCAGGACUCUCCCCCACUGAAAUGCUCUCUCUCCAGGACUGGCUCAUCUUCUAUAAGAGAGAGUACAUUUAUAAAGGCAGAUUAGCUGGAACAUAUUAUGACCAUAAUGGUGAACCAACCCAAGCCCUCAUCCAUGCAGAGCAGCUCACAGAGCAAGGAAGGAAACUGAAGGCAGAGUCUGAAUGGGAAAACAAACAGUUUCCUCCCUGCAAUUCGGAAUGGACUUCCACCAAAGGCGGCAGAGUUUGGUGCUCGACUUACAGUGGAGGAAUAGAAAGGAAUUGGGUUGGAGUCCCACGCAAAUUGUACACGGCUGGAUCAAAGAACCAUCGCUGUGCCUGUGUGCGUACAGACGGACCAGCAUUGAAUCAACCUGAUUCAGCUCACUCCAGAGGAGACCUGGACAACCCUGCCCUGCGAGAAUAUCCAGGAUGCCACAGCCUUUCACACUUUUGUGCCAUUGUGGAUGAAUAGUGUUCUCUUGUCGGCCAGCAUAGAGGCCAUCAAUAUUUAAACUUUUAUAUAAAUGGGUGGCGGGGGGAAAAAAAAAAUCAGUCAAGGAGAAUAUUCCUUUAUGGGUAUUGUUCUUGAUGCUUGACUGAAUAAUAGUGUCACGAUCGUAUUGAGGGUUUGGAGGGGAACGUGUAGUUUUGUUUCCAAUUAAGUUGAUUCCUUGCAUUAUCCUUUCCCCUGCAGUCUUGAGUUCCUAAACUGCCUCUGAUGUUAAACAAAUUCUUGCAAAACAAAAUGUAGAAAAGUGGGCAGCAAUGUCAUCAAUAGUCAUGAGAGUUUCUGAACUCCAUGAUUCACCAUUGCUCAUCAUAAAUCAAACCCACUAUUGAUGCCUCACCCUGUUAUUCACAUUUUGUAGUUGAGUCACUCUCCUCAAUGCCCAUGGACCAGAGUUGGAAAACCUAUGGUGCAACAGGCAGAAUCAGAUGCUGUAACUAAUGUGCACGGCAGUGAAUCAACACAACUGAGCUCACAGGAGAUCUGGACUAUCCUGCCCUGUAGACAUACUUGUGUUGUGACCCUUUAAGAUUCACAUUAUUGUGGGUGAAGUUUAAAUAAAAUUAUCAAUGCAAAACCGUUUAACUAACAGAGGGCUGAUUGUAUAGUUUUUUUUUCUAAGAGUGCUUAAUAGAAAUGGCUGUACUUUUCUUUCAAGGGCAAGAUGAAGCCAAAUUAUGCAUUUCAUUUUAUACUUGACUCAGGUGACCACUUGUACUUUAUCGUUUGACUUAACGUUCUGGGGACAAUGGUGCACAAGUGCCAAAUUACAUAGCUGCUCGUGCUUUUUCAUUGCUUUAUUUUUGUUGGAUUUCCAGCUGCUGCUGUGCUGCUGUGGGUUUAUUAACACAUUACUGCACAGAUUGCAGCUGAAUGAAACUGCUGCUGUGCACAUAGCCAUCUCUGCUCUUGAAAGCCUGCAAGUUGACCCUUUGAUAAAUUUACUCAAGGAUGCUAGAGCCUGCAAUUCUGAGCUACUUGCAGCUAGUCCCGAUUCCAGUUGUAAUCUUUUGAUUCUCUCCCCCCACCCUAAAGAUAAGCAUCGAUCUUCAUAAGGUGGCUUUAUCCCUGAAACAGAGAUAAAGGUACCUUCCUUUUCAUCUCAUGGUAUUAUAUACCAUCACCUUGGACAGGUGAUGGUAUAUAAUACCAUGAGACGAAAAGGAAGAAUUGAAGUAUGCAUUGCUUCUUCCUGGAUAUGUACAUCUGUUCCAUCUGUGAACAAUCAGGCUUAAGGCUACUUGUACUCCAUUCCUGAGAGAGAUUGUACUGACCAUGACCAAAAGUAAUGGCAUUAUGGCAUGAUACUCAGCACUGUGGGAUGUUAAGUACUGAUGUUAAGUUUGCUGUUCAAACGAAUAGGCACUGUAAAUAUGCAAAUUUUAUAUUUUUCAUAAUGUAGGCAACCAGAUGCAAAUUAAAUUUACUGUUUACUGUA
Molecule: messenger RNA, 2436 nt
Organism: Amblyraja radiata (thorny skate)
Lineage: Eukaryota; Metazoa; Chordata; Chondrichthyes; Rajiformes; Rajidae
Gene: cyb5d2
Product: cytochrome b5 domain containing 2
Exons: 4
Coding region: 147-962 (271 amino acids)
Cellular component (GO): endomembrane system; membrane
Source: RefSeq, a predicted model, not a curated record